GAAGGUUUUCAGGAAAAGUCACGCGUAAAUGUUGGAAAAAACCAGACACCGACAUUGAAAAAAACCAGUAUUAGUAUGACUUCGAGUCUUCUUCCAUCUAUUACCCCACAAAUAUUUAGAUCUUUCUUACUAUGUCUUUGAUGAUCAGUUCACGCGGGAUGCUUCUAGUGUUGGCGAGUAAACUUCUCGGUCAAUGGAUUUGCCAGCUCUCAACCAGCCACUUGGGCUGUCCAGACAUUAUUAGAUGUCACCAUAGUACAUCUAAUUAUUGUAAUAUGUUUGGGCAUGUGAAACAAAGUUCAUUCUGAGUAGCUUUAUUUGUUUCUUUUGAUACUAGGUUUGGAACGAAGCUCAGUAAUAUCAAGCAAGGAUGGUCAGAGUUCUUAUACUCUUCACCCUUGUAAGCUGCAUGAGAAUCAAAGUUGAAUCUCAAGCCGAACCUCCUUCUCCUCCAGAUUCUGAAAUUGAAGCUCUUAUGGAAAUAGCCAAAGAAUUGGGCAAAAAGGGGUGGGACUUCACUGAGAACCCUUGCAACAAUAAAUCAAGCUGGUUCACUCCAUGGCCGCUAGAAAAUAUGCCUCAAGCCAUCACCAACAGUACUGUCAUCUGCAAUUGCUCCUUCCUCAAUGCUGAAUGCCAUGUCAUUGGCAUGUAAGUACUACCUCUUUUUACUAUUGUCAGAACUUAAGGAUGUAUCUACCUGAAAGUUAUGUUGGCCAAAAUUUUGACAAAAUGGUGCACCAUUCAGUUCUGGCUUUUUAGAUGGUCUUUUAUGGUUUCAUCUUUAGAUGAUGUCACCACACGUUAUCUUUUGAACAUUCAAGACCAUACCAAAAUUGAAGCUGUAAUGGUCCUUGCCCUGUUGCAAAUUAAAACAGAUAUAUUAAAGGGCAGGAUCUUGCUGGUAAGCUACCACGAUCAUUCACAAAGCUGCCUUACCUGAAAGCAAUUGAUCUCUCUCGGAACUUCAUUAGUGAUCCAAUACCACGUGAAUGGGCUUCUGCUAACUUGGAAUAUGUGUAAGCAACACAUGCACUUAGAAUUCAUGGCUAACAAGCAACAGCUAAUUACUUGCAAUAACAUAAUGUUGGUCUGAAUUUGCCUCAGGUCUCUUUCUGUUAACAACUUAUCAGGACCUAUUCCUCCCUACCUGGGAACUUUUACCACUCUCAGAUAUUUGUAUGGUUUUGAACCAUAUUAUUUACUCUUUACUUUUUUUGCCAUGCUGUAACGCUCAAAAUAACUUGAUGCCUCCAGGAACCUUGAGAACAACUUUUUCUCUGGACCUAUUCCUCCUGAGCUGGGGAAUUUGAUCAACUUGGAGAACCUGUCAGAAUUUCUUUUCCAGUUGGACAGUACAUUUGAUUUUCCAUGAUUAAAUGAUAAAGAAACGACACAGUCUUAAUCUUCCCUUCUGUUCUUGCAGCAUUCUUAGUGCUAACUAUCUCACUGGAGAAUUGCCCUCAUCGCUUACAAAUCUAUCCAAAUUAACAGAACUAAGGAUUAGCAGUAACAACUUCUCUGGAAGAAUACCAGAUCAAUUUGGAAGCUGGAAACAGCUUCAAAAACUGGAGAUUCAAGCUAGUGGUUUCAAAGGGCCUAUUCCUUCUAGCAUUGCAGUCUUGGGUAGUUUAACUGAACUAAGGAUUAGUGACUUAAGCAAUGUGGAUUCAGAGUUCCCAAAUUUACAAAAGAUGACAAACAUGAAAAGACUUAUGUUGAGGAGCUGCAAUAUCUCUGGACCAAUUCCGGCUGAAUAUAUAUCAGCAAUGUCCCAACUACAAAUCUUAGAUCUUAGCUUCAACAGGUUGGAGGGAAACAUUCCAAAUUUUUUUGAAGGGCUAACAAAAUUAGAAGACUUGUAUCUGACAAGCAACUUGCUCACUGGGCCUAUUCCAGACUGGAUGAAGAAUCAAGCAAGACAUUAUAUAGACAUCUCUUAUAAUAAUCUUUCUAAUGAGAGCUCGCAGCUACUUGCAUGUCCACUUACUCUAAAUUUGUUCAAAAGCUCAUCAGGAGGAAACAACUCAGAGAAUGAUAAUUGCUUGAGGACUUACCCUUGUUCUAAAGAUCAUUAUUCAGUCUACAUAAACUGUGGUGGAGGAGCAACUACCAUUGGAGACAUCAAGUACGAUGAUGACCAAUAUCUAGCAAAUCCAGCAGGAUCCUUUCAUGUGCAAGAAACUUGGGAAGGUAGUAACACUGGACAUUUCUGGGAUCUUAAUCAAGAUACCGAGCUGUUUAUUGCCUAUAAUGUGACUAAAAUCAAUGGAACCAACUCUGAAUUGUACACAAGAGCACGGCUUUCACCUCUCUCUCUCACAUAUUACCUACGCUGCUUAGCAAAUGGAAACUACACUGUUACACUGCACUUUGCGGAAAUAGUCUUCAGAAACAAUAGAUCCUUUCACAGUCUUGGAAGACGAAUUUUUGACAUUUAUGUGCAGGAGAAGCUUGAGGUCAAGGAUUUUAAUAUUGAAAAUGAGGCAGGAGGUGUUGAUAAGCCAAUCAUUAGGAAAGUUAAAGCAGUUGUCAGCAAUAAAACUUUAACAAUCAACUUUCGCUGGGCUGGGAAAGGCACAACCGCUGUACCGAGGAGAGGGACAUAUGGACCUCUUAUAUCAGCUAUCUCAGUAGAAUCUGAUUUCAAGCCUCCUCGAGAUCAUGACGUUCUAGUGGCAGUCAUAGUUUCUGUCUCAUGCCUUGUCUUCAUAGUUUUAGGGGCUCUUUGGUGGAAAAUCUAUUUGGGACACAAUACAUCCAAGGAACAAGUUCUGAGAGGACUUGAUCUGCAAACUGGAUUUUUCACCUUCAAACAAAUCAAAGCUGCCACUGACAACUUUGAUGAUACAAAUAAAAUUGGUGAAGGUGGUUUUGGGUCUGUUUACAAGGGUGUGUUACUAGAUGGCACAAUAAUUGCGGUUAAGCAACUUUCUUCAAAAUCAAAACAAGGAACCCGUGAAUUUGUGAAUGAAAUAGGCAUGAUUUCUGCACUGCAACACCCUAAUCUUGUCAGGUUGUAUGGAUGUUGUGUUGAGAAAAAUCAGUUACUGUUGGUUUAUGAAUACAUGGAAAACAACAGCCUUGCACGUGCUUUAUUUGUUCCAGAGGAAGGCCAACUUAACUUGGACUGGCCUACAAGGCAGAAAAUUUGUGUUGGCAUAGCAAAAGGUUUGGCCUUCCUGCAUGAGGAAUCAACACUAAAAAUUGUUCAUAGAGACAUCAAAACUACCAAUGUCCUACUUGAUAGGAAUCUUAAUCCAAAGAUCUCUGACUUUGGAUUGGCCAAGCUUGAUGAAGAGGAAAACACUCAUAUAAGCACCAGAAUUGCAGGAACAAUAGGAUAUAUGGCACCUGAAUAUGCACUAUGGGGUUAUCUAACCUACAAGGCAGACGUUUACAGUUUCGGGGUUGUUGCAUUAGAAAUUGUUGCCGGAAAGAGCAAUGCAAAAUAUCACCCGAAUGAAAAUUUUGUUUGCCUUCGAGAUUGGGCCAUUGUUUUACAACAAAAAGGGGAUUUAAUGAAUCUAGUUGAUCCAAGGUUGGGAGCUGAGUUUAACAAGGAAGAGGUAAUUAGAAUGAUCAAAGUAGCUCUGCUGUGUACAAAUCCAUCACCAGCGCUUAGGCCUAUCAUGUCAUCUGUAGUGAGCAUGCUUGAUGGCAGAACCCUUGUGCCAGAGCUGAUCAUGGAUCCCAGCAUUUCUGGAGAUGAAUCAAGGCUCCCAACCCUUAGAAGCCAGUUUGAUCAAAUCCACCCACAUAACUCAGGGGAAAGUUCCUCCUUGAUUCAAACAUCAGAUGCAACAUGCAGCACCUCAUCUGGAUCUUAGUAGUGUGAAGAUCAGAGAUGGUAUUUAAUUUGCAAAAGGCUAAAGAUAAGAAUUGAUACAAGGAAUUACCAACCAAUAUUACAUGUUAUUUUGAAGGACCAAAGGAUGGCUUGGUGCCUAACCAUUAAGAAUGUACAAUCCAAAAUAUGGCUACAAAUGAAGUAAGGAUUCUAAAAACCCACUUUGCUUGAUCAUCUUGUAACUUCUCUGCACUCUUAAAACUACAAAACAUCAAAAUUGUAUGAUGCUUCUUCUGAUACAUAAAUUAAAUCGACAAGC
Molecule: messenger RNA, 4109 nt
Organism: Rubroshorea leprosula
Lineage: Eukaryota; Viridiplantae; Streptophyta; Magnoliopsida; Malvales; Dipterocarpaceae
Source: the annotation of a GenBank genome assembly